Setaria italica (foxtail millet) is the source of this 840-nucleotide messenger RNA. RefSeq lists its product as uncharacterized. The record is from RefSeq and is a predicted model, not a curated record. The transcript is spliced from 2 exons. The coding region runs from base 316 to 633 and encodes 105 amino acids. Lineage: Eukaryota; Viridiplantae; Streptophyta; Magnoliopsida; Poales; Poaceae.
UUACACUUGUUCCAUCCCGUUCUUGAGUGUUUAUUUCCCGUUCAGCAUCGAGUAUUAUAUUGUUCCCCUACCCGCGUCAGUAGUUCAGUCAACAGUUUGGACACGGGAAGAACAAGCUAGAGAGCUCAAUGAUUUGCACAUCAGCUCUAUAAAUCGGAUGCCGCUGCAGCACCGUCCCUCCUCAAUCCUCCUCAUCACUGCAAACCAACCAACUAACCAACCUCCUCAAGGAAUUGCUCGCUCGAUCAAGAGCUCGGUCGAGAUCCUCCGAGAAUUGUGAUCGAGCUUUUAGCUGUGACGGCCGAGCAACGAGCAAUGGAGGGGAAGAAGAAGAGCAGCUUCGCAGCGGAGGAAGCCAUGGCGGCGGCCUCUCCGGCAGCCAUCAUCAUCGCCUUCCUCGCGCGGCCCCUCUCGCUGCUGCGCCACGUCGCCCACGGCCUCGCCUCACGCCUGAAGCCUGCUGCCUCUGCCUCUGCUUCUGCUUCUGCUUGUCGGCCUCAGCAAGAAGCAGCUGCAGCUGUUGUGACUGAAGAGGUGGUGGUGGUUGAGAUGCGGUCGAGAGGGAUGAUGGCUCCCCAGCGGCCUCGUGGCCUCAGGGAAGGCAAGGGCGGGAAUGGCGGGGCGCACCACUAGUUCAGUUCGGCUUCGGCCUUCGGUCUCGUUUCUGAGAAAACGAAGGAAUCUCGAUCGCCUCUCCACAUCGAUGGUUUAGAAUUCAGAUCAGCUUCUGUAGGAGUAUACGGUAUAGGCUCCUGCUGCAUUGUAAGGAACAGUGGGGAAGGAGAUGAAUUAAGCAAUCUAAGAAUCUUAGCAUAUGGCUUUCACUACUUUUACAUUAAA